AUGAAAUUCCAGUAUAAGGAGGACCAUCCCUUCGAAUAUCGGAAAAAGGAAGGCGAAAAGAUCCGGAAGAAAUACCCGGACAGGGUCCCUGUGAUUGUGGAGAAGGCUCCUAAAGCCAGGGUGCCGGAUCUGGACAAGAGGAAGUACCUUGUGCCCUCUGACCUCACGGUUGGCCAGUUCUAUUUCUUAAUCCGGAAGAGGAUCCACCUGCGACCUGAGGACGCCUUAUUCUUCUUUGUCAACAACACUAUCCCUCCCACUAGUGCUACCAUGGGCCAGCUGUAUGAGGACAACCACGAGGAAGACUAUUUUCUGUAUGUGGCUUACAGCGAUGAGAGUGUCUAUGGGAAAUGAGUAGUGGAAGCCCAGCAGAUGGGAGCACCUGGACUUGGGGGUUAGAGGGAGGGGUGUGUGGGGGACUUGAGGGAAGAG
This is a messenger RNA of Chrysochloris asiatica (Cape golden mole), 432 nucleotides long. RefSeq names its product GABA(A) receptor-associated protein like 1 (gene GABARAPL1). The record is from RefSeq and is a predicted model, not a curated record. Gene Ontology annotation, molecular function: ubiquitin protein ligase binding; GABA receptor binding. Lineage: Eukaryota; Metazoa; Chordata; Mammalia; Afrosoricida; Chrysochloridae. The coding region runs from base 1 to 354 and encodes 117 amino acids. Gene Ontology annotation, biological process: autophagosome assembly; cellular response to nitrogen starvation; autophagy of mitochondrion. The transcript has 4 exons. Gene Ontology annotation, cellular component: autophagosome; autophagosome membrane; cytosol.